Molecule: messenger RNA, 2037 nt
Organism: Cuscuta campestris
Lineage: Eukaryota; Viridiplantae; Streptophyta; Magnoliopsida; Solanales; Convolvulaceae
Source: the annotation of a GenBank genome assembly
UUUAAUGUGGAGAGAUGACUCAUUUCAUUUCAAACAUAUAGUAUUUAAAGCCAUUUAAUGCUUUCAUCAUUCACAAGCACCAAAUAAUCUCUUUCCAAAAAAAUUUCUCUUUCCAAAUAAUGGCUCAAACAAAAGAAAUGAGCAUGUGGGAUGAUCUGAGCAAAAUUGACAAUCGCAACACGACUUGGAUGCUUCGGUUGAGGGCGGUUCGUGUGUACUUUAUUCCCGCCUGGGCUAAAGGAGGAGAUUUCAUGGAGGUCAUCUUUCAUGAUGAAAAUAUUGUGAUGGUAGUAUUGUUGAUAAUGGUAUAGAGCGGUGAUAUCGUCGGUGGUGCCCACGGCGGUGGUGGAGAUUCAAGUGAUAAUGGCAGGUUAGGGUUUUGAAUUUCUUUCGUACCAGAACUUGGUGAUCCCUAUGUCGACUUCGACGGUGUCGAUUACGGCGGCGAACCCGACUGCGCGUCGGAGGCCGGUUGUCUCUACGGAAAGGAAGACUGCGAACAUUGAGAUUGUGGCCAAUGAUGUUGGUGUUUCUCCCGUCACGCCAAAUCCCGGACCGGGCCGAGAUGAGAAACUGGCAUCCGCAGGGAUUUUUAGGGAUUUGAGUCACCACUCUCUUCGCGGGGAGGCAGUUGUGGAUAGAUCUCCAAAGGAUUUCGUGCAAGCCAAGAAAGCGGUGGGGAAUUCGACCACGGUUCACAGGCGAAGUAGUAAGGUUCUUUCAAAGCCUGCUAAGCCUAGGUGGCUUCGGGUUUUGAGUGUUUUUGGGAAGAAUUUUGUGCUUCUUCUUCUGCUUGUGGGGCUGGUUCAAUUGAUUCGGAGACUGGCUCUGAAGUCUGAUGAAAAUGUGGUGGGGCCCCAACCAGGACUGGUGGAAUUCGAGGGUAGAAUUGCCGAUGUGGAAUCACUUUUGAAAAAAACGGCCAAAAUGAUUCAGGUGCAAGUUGAAGUUGUGGACAGGAAGAUUGAGAAUGAGAUUGGGGGUUUGAAGAAGGAAAUGGAUAAGAAAAUUGAUGAUCAAGGUGUCGUUUUAGAGAACCAGAUGAGGAAAUUGGAAGCCAAGAGUGAAGUACUUGAGAAGUCGUUGGAUGAUUUGAAGGCAGGGGAGUGGUUGUCCAAGGAAGAGUUUCUGAGUAUUUAUGAUGAACUAAAGAGGUCAAUGGGCGCUGAUCUAAGGGAGGCAAGCUUGGAUGAGGUAAGACGGUUCGCAAGAGAGACAAUUGAGAAGGAAAUUGAGAAGCAUGCUGCAGAUGGGCUUGGCAGGGCAGAUUAUGCAGUUGCAAGCGGUGGAGGCAGGGUUGUCGAGCAUUCAGAACCAUAUACAGUGGGUAGGGGAACUAAUUGGUUUUUACUAUCAGCAGAAAAUGGUGUUCAUACCAAUGCUGAUAAAAUGUUAAAACCAAGCUUUGGAGAACCAGGUCAGUGUUUCGCCUUGAAAGGGAGCACUGGGUAUGUGCAGAUCAAGCUGCGUACAGCUAUCAUUCCAGAGGCUGUUACUUUGGAGCAUGUUGCAAAGAGCGUCGCGUAUGAUAGAUCAACUGCUCCCAAGGAAUGCAGGGUCUCUGGCUGGCUGCAAGGGGACAAAGAUGGCUCUGUUAUGGAGAAGGAGAAGAUGUUUCUGUUAUCAGAAUUCACUUACAACCUGGAAAGGAGCAAUGCCCAGACUUUUGAUGUGUCAGACUCAGGCAGUGCUGGUGUUGUUGACACGGUAAGGCUCGACUUCACAUCGAACCAUGGGAACCCUUCACACACGUGUAUAUAUCGUUUUAGGGUUCACGGACGCGAGCCUGGUGCCCUUUCUGUGAUUGCAACGCAGUCUAUAUGAAACAUUUCGGUGUGGCUUGAAUUUUUAGUUUGUUUAGAUGUUUGUUAGUGUCGCGUUCUUAGGUUGCGUGACGUACUUGUCGAUGUUCUUUGUUAGAGUGUUUCCUUUUUAUUCUGUAUAUUGUGUAGAGUUUUGGCAAUUUGGGCAAAAUGACAUGUUUGUAUGUUUUCUUUUGGAAGCAUUGUUUCUCCUAAACAAAAGGUGUGAAGCACU